UGAAGGCGCACUCGUACUUUGUUUGAGCUAUGACAUGUGUGAAAAUCAAAAUUAUAUUAUUUAUAGUGUUCCUUAAAUCAUUCGCGAUGACGGUGUUUUCUUCUCCGAACGUGGAUCUUUUCGUUCAGGGUAGCCUCAUUCUGUUAAUGGAGGUGUACCUAUAUUUUCAGGAGUUGUACUCUGUGAUGUGUGUAACGACGCUGUUUUUUAUCAUGGCUAUGGGUUAUCGAAAGGCUAGAUGUGGAUCAAGGGCUUGCCUCUUGGUCCUUGGUGAUAUAGGAAGAUCACCACGGAUGCAGUACCAUGCACUCUCAUUGGCGACCGAGGGUUUUGAUGUAGAAAUAGUUGGAUAUGGAGGAUCCAAGCCUCAUGGAGAUGUACUUGUGAAUGACAAAAUUACUUUACACAUAAUGUCGGACCCACCAGGAUUUCUGAGAGUGUUUCCCAGUGUCAUCAGCUAUGUGUCCAAGGUGAUCUGGCAGUCAAUGCAGUUAUACUAUGUGAUGCUAAUCAAACUUCAGUGGCCUUCACAUAUAUUGGUUCAGAAUCCACCAGCCAUACCAACAUUAGCUGUGGCUUGGGUCUGUAGUAGGUUGUAUGGAAGUAAGUUCAUCAUUGAUUGGCAUAACUAUGGCUACAGUCUGCUUGGUCUCUCGUUGGGAGAAAGACAUAUCUUGGUUCGAUUUUCUAAAUGGUUUGAAGGUUUGUUUGGUGGGAUGGGUGAUAGCCAUCUCUGUGUAACGGUUGCAAUGAGAGAGGAUUUGGUAAAGAAGUGGGGACUGAAAAGACCAUUGACCCUCUAUGACAGACCUCCAAAGGUGUUCCAUCAGACGCCUGUGGAGUCUCAGCACAAGCUUUUUAGAAAGUUGGCUGUUGAUUACACAGUGUUUGAUUCAUCCAAGCACAUAAAAAACACCACUGCAUUAACCCAAGAGACCGUGUCUGGAGACAUAAUAAAAAUGGAGAAUCGGCCCGUAUUGAUUGUAAGCAGUACAAGCUGGACACAGGAUGAAGAUUUCUCCAUUCUUCUGUCUGCAUUAGAAAUGUAUGAAGCGGCCUUCAAGAGUGGAAAGAAACUACCAAGAAUAGUGUGUGCUAUUACUGGCAAAGGACCACAGAAGGAGUAUUAUCAAGAUAUCAUUGCUAAAAUGGCACUCCAGCAGGUACAGUUCUGCACACCGUGGCUGACUGCUGAAGAUUAUGCUAUGCUUCUAGGUUCAGCAGAUUUGGGAGUAUGUCUUCACAUAUCAUCUAGUGGUUUAGAUCUACCAAUGAAGGUUGUUGACAUGUUUGGCUCUGGACUGCCUGUUUGUGCAAUCAACUUUCAGUGCCUCGGUGAAUUAGUGAAACACAAAGAGAAUGGGUUAGUCUUCAAUGAUGCCCAGGAAUUGUCACAACAGUUGCAGGAACUUCUACAGGGAUUUCCAAGUCAACAAGAACGUCUGAAAAGCUUCCGAGCCAAUCUACAAUCAUUUCAGACAGAAAGAUGGGAGGAAAAUUGGAUAAAGACUGUACGCCCAAUUUUGUAUAUAUAGUGAGUGAUAAUGAAUAUUCUUGAUCAGUUGGUUUUAAAUCUAUGGGUGCGUUCAAUUAGCAUUCAUGUGUCGACCCCACAGUGCUCUCUCUGGUGAGCCCCUGACAAGAGCUAACGGUACGAUCAUUCACCCUCUCGUGGUGAGGUUAUGUACCUUGGGCCAGCCCCAUGACCUGUUCCACUUGGGGGGGCUGACCCGGGUGAGUCUCUGGAAUGAGAUCAAGCUAUUUGAACGUACAGGGGGCAGACCGGGGGGCAGACCUGGGUAAGCUAAUGGAACGAACCCUAUAUUAAGAAAAAGACCAUAACAUUCUUUGUUUUGUAAGGGAUUUUGUGGCAAUCAAAGCAAUGGUUGGUUUUGUUGGGGUUUUUGUUUUUUAGGGGGGGGGGUGGAUUUAUUUUUUGGAGGGAGUCUCCAAAUGUAGUUUUCUCUUUAAGACCGUCUAGUUUUUGUUCAGAAGGAGUUUUUGUUGCAAAAGCAAAGGGUACCCUGGCAAUUGCUGUGGGUGCCGUGGGGUUGGAGGCAUGAGUCAGCUUUUAGAUUGGACUAAUGAGUUUGUGUUGUUGGUAUUUACCAAUCAUAUUUCUAUUAAAUUAAUUUUAAAAGGAGUGGCCUUGGGCAGCUGUAUAUUGUCACCAUUUUUAUGUAGAGGCACUUCCAUAAAAAUCAUACAUUUUAGAAAACCAGUGUUUUACACAUUUUGGAUGUUGACAUUUUCAUUCGCCGUUUUUUUACAUUGAAGUAAAUAACACUGUCAAGUUGGCAAAAACGAGUUCUCUCUGCACUUUUUGUUUUCGCGAAAAGGCACUUUGUAUGUUUGUUUACACAUUGGUUCGUACACAACCCACUGUAAACGGACCUCGUUCAUGCAGUAGUUGCGAAGAGGCAAUUGUAUUAAACAGGUAACUACUCAUUAUUUAAACUUACUAUUAUGAAAACAACUACAGAUGUGCAUGAUUUAAAAUUCCACCUGUUUGGUAAUGCUUGGUAAAAUGUCCAAGUUGUAUUGGCAAAAAGUCUCUGAAACAGUGAUUUUAAUAAUAGCUUUAAAAUGCUGUUUUCUCCAAACAUGAAAGUUUAGCUACAGUGGCUGAAGUGCAUCUAUGUGGAAAUGGUGAGGAUACUUGUAUGUACUGUUGAUGAAAUUAGUGUGUUAAUUAUUGACUGUCGGCGCUCAAGCCAUGUUAUAUAUGUAUAUUUUUAAAUUAGUCCUCUCAACCACAAACAACCCACCAACAACUUUAAAUAGUUGUUGGUGGUUGUGAGGACUAAAGCCGUGUUAGCACUGGAUUAAUAUUUUGGGUAACUUAACCAUGACGCUGGGUAACAAACGGCGGGUUAACUUCCCCACCGUCCGCACUUGGAUUUAUUUGACUCGGGUAGACUUACCGAGACCGUGGGUAAACUAACCGAGCUGGCCCCCUGCGCAACCUAUGAUCGCACUUUUCAGCUUGAUCUUUCUAAUUAUUGUUAAUCUAAACAAUUCAAUAUCAAAUUCCGGCGCUCCGUUUGUUUUGUUUUUUUACAACUUGAAAAGAAAUAUCUCGCCGCUUCCUUGCUAGGCAAAAAGCAUGUACGCGGCUAGGAAUACCCUCUAAACUAUUUUCUGCACAGUCUGGCUCCAUUAUGUUUUUAUUGCUUGUUGGGUGUGCGGUGCCGGAACCAGACAAAAAGGGACCAAUACUUGGCUAGCUUAAGUACAUGCGAUCUAGCGGUUGUUGACUGCAUUUGCCUAUUACUGCUGUACAAAUCGCCGUCAUAUUGGAACUUUUGAUCGCAACUUCCAAAUGAGUCAUUUCUCUAACUAUAAACCUGUCUACAGGAAAAUUAUUGUCCACGUUUUUCAGCUUAAGAGUUGCAUUCCUGAUUUUUGCUACAUCGAAAAGUUUGAUAAUCACAAAAAUCUUAUUCUUCCUUGACAAAACAUGUCAGCUUUUUCGGGUAUCGGACGGAUGGUGGGAGAUUUACCCGAGUCGUCGUGUCCGCACUGGACUUUCUGGCUCGGUUAAACUGACCCGGUCAAUCUUCCUGGGCACUCGGUCAAUCUUCCUGGGCACCUUUGGCUCGGUUAAACUAACGGCGCGGCGUGGGUAAGUUACCUGUCAGGAAAGUUACCUUGGCUGUUCGCACUGGACUUGAUAUGGGUAAGUUACCUAUUGGCUCGGUUAGUUAGCCCAACUUACAAUGUAAGUCCAGUGCGAACACGGCUUAAUUGGCAGUCUGUGUGAGCCUGUCUAUCCUUGAAACUAAAACGGCCCCGGAUGGUUUGAUAGACAGAAGAGAGGAUGCCGCCAAAAAAACACUUGGUCCAAGCAAUGGGAUAAUGAAGAGAAGUCUUUGAUAUCCAGUACCUGGUCAACACAUAUAAUAAUAUUAAUAUUAAUAACAAUAUAUUUAACAUUACUUUGGGAGAUUAAUCUCCCUUACUCACAACCGCUGAAUUGCGAAGGACACGGCUGCCAGCCACAUAGAACUAAAUACAUCAAAUAGUGGGGGG
Molecule: messenger RNA, 4032 nt
Organism: Asterias rubens (European starfish)
Lineage: Eukaryota; Metazoa; Echinodermata; Asteroidea; Forcipulatida; Asteriidae
Product: chitobiosyldiphosphodolichol beta-mannosyltransferase-like
Exons: 10
Coding region: 30-1535 (501 amino acids)
Cellular component (GO): endoplasmic reticulum
Molecular function (GO): mannosyltransferase activity
Source: RefSeq, a predicted model, not a curated record